This is a messenger RNA of Ochotona curzoniae (black-lipped pika), 1784 nucleotides long. It is a transcript of the gene CCN1, whose product is annotated as cellular communication network factor 1. Gene Ontology annotation, cellular component: extracellular region. Lineage: Eukaryota; Metazoa; Chordata; Mammalia; Lagomorpha; Ochotonidae. The coding region runs from base 1 to 1158 and encodes 385 amino acids. Gene Ontology annotation, biological process: signal transduction. The record is from RefSeq and is a predicted model, not a curated record. The transcript is spliced from 5 exons. Gene Ontology annotation, molecular function: protein binding.
AUGAACUGCCGCACCGCCAGGGCACUCGCCUGCGCCGUCACCCUCCUGCACUUGACCAGACUGGCGCUCUCCACCUGCCCCGCCGCCUGCCACUGCCCCCUAGAGGCGCCCAAGUGCGCCCCGGGCGUCGGGCUGGUCCGGGAUGGCUGUGGCUGCUGUAAGGUCUGCGCCAAGCAGCUCAACGAGGACUGCAGCAAAACGCAGCCCUGCGACCACACCAAGGGGCUGGAAUGCAACUUCGGCGCCAGCUCCACCGCUCUGAAGGGGAUCUGCAGAGCUCAGUCGGAAGGCAGACCCUGUGAAUACAACUCUCGCAUCUACCAGAACGGGGAGAGUUUCCAGCCCAACUGUAAACAUCAGUGUACCUGCAUCGAUGGUGCCGUGGGCUGCAUUCCUCUGUGUCCCCAAGAGCUGUCCCUCCCCAACCUGGGCUGUCCCAAUCCCCGACUGGUCAAAGUCACCGGGCAGUGCUGCGAAGAGUGGGUCUGCGAUGAGGACAGCAUCAAGGACCCCAUGGAUGACGAUCAGGAUGAGCAGGACGACCUCCUGGGCAAGGGCCUGGGCUUCGAUGCCUCCGAGGUGGAGUUAACCAGAAACAACGAGUUGAUCGCCAUUGGCAAAGGCGACCCGCUGAAGAGACUGCCUGUUUUUGGCAUGGAGCCUCGCAUCUUCUACAAUCCAUUACACGGCCGGAAAUGCAUCGUUCAGACAACUUCCUGGUCGCAAUGCUCCAAGACCUGUGGAACUGGCAUCUCCACGCGUGUCACCAAUGACAACUCGGAAUGCCGCCUGGUGAAAGAGACCAGAAUCUGUGAAGUGCGACCUUGUGGACAGCUGGCAUACAGCAACUUGAAGAAGGGCAAGAAAUGCAGCAAGACCAAAAAGUCUCCUGAGCCAGUGAAGUUUACCUACGCUGGAUGUUCAAGCAUCAAGAAAUACCGGCCCAAGUACUGUGGCUCCUGUGUGGACGGCCGAUGCUGUAUGCCCCAGCAGACCAGGACGGUGAAGAUGCGAUUCCUCUGCGAAGACGGGGAGACAUUCUCCAAGAAUGUCAUGAUGAUCCAGUCCUGCAAGUGCAGCUACAACUGCCCACAUGCCAACGAGGCUUCCUUUCCCUUCUACAGGCUCUUCAAUGACAUUCACAAAUUCCGGGACUAAGUGUCAAGGGGCCAGGGUGGACAGAGGAGAGAGAAAAGUGUCGGAGUCCUGGAGGAGAUGUGGGUGGGGAUGGUGCGGUGCAGGGCCUCCUAGGAGAAGGGAUGCCUUGCUCAUUCUUGAGUUGUACUGAGGCUUAGUGUGCUGGUGCAGAUGGUCUGUCAUGCAGCCGCAAUUGGAGAAUCCUUUGCUUCAUAGUAUUGGAGCACAUGUUACUGCUUCAUUUUGGAGCUUGUAGUGUUGAUGACGUUCUGUUUUCUGUUUGUAAAUUAUUUGUUCAGCGUCUUUUCCUCUAGACCCUUUCCCUCUCAAGUCUUUAAUGGUAAAAGAUGGUAAGAUGUGGUGGACAGCCUGCCUUUGCCCUUUGAUAGAAGCUGUCUGGGGAGCACAUCUGAUCCCUUCCCGGAGGUGACACUCUGUGAGUGGCCACGAGAGGCAGCUGUCUGCACUCCACACAGCAAACAGAAAUCAGGUGUUUUAAGAUUGAAUGUUUCUAUUUAUCGAAAUGUAGCUUUUGGGGAGGGAAGGGAAAUGUAAUACUGGAAUAAUUUGUAAAUGAUUUUAAUUUUAUAUUCAGUGAAAAGAAUUUAUUUAUGGAAUUAAUCAUUUAAUAAAGAAAUAUUUACCUA